Molecule: messenger RNA, 234 nt
Organism: Gongylonema pulchrum
Lineage: Eukaryota; Metazoa; Nematoda; Chromadorea; Rhabditida; Gongylonematidae
Source: the annotation of a GenBank genome assembly
AUGAAAAUGUCAUCACGUUUUACAGUGUACAAGGAGCGCAUCGUUGUUGAAGAUUUUACCACAACUGCGAACCGCAUCAGAACAGGAGAGGAGCUGAAACAAGCUGAAACGGACAGUGGACAAAAUUCACAGCAUUCAGAAGCAGAUGCUGAAGUCGAUAACGAGAGUUCUGAUGUCGUUGAGGAAGAACAGGAUGUGGACAUGGGGAUUGUUGAUGACAGCCCCGUUUUCUGA